AUGGUUUGAAAUUUUAUCGUCCAUGUCAAGUCUUGACAUAUCUUUCGAAACCUUUUUAUUCAUGUCGGUUUUAUUUUUAUUUUUUUUUCUUUUUUUCAUACCGUCACUAAAUGGAAAUAUACGAAUCAGCAAAGACUAUAAUUGCACAGAUACCUCAGAAAACGCAAACUGUGAACAGUAUUACGUACCAUUAAAAAAAUGCAACUUCAUAAUAAAACCGAAGAAAGUAAUUAACAUUUAUGAAGAAUCUUUAAGAAAUUACGUCGAAUUGAAUCCAUUAGCUUCAGCAUGUUUGAAAUGUGCCACUUGUAUAGCAGUAGCUUCCGAGGUACAUGCAAUUUUUUCGGAAUCGGUUGAAGGAUGUAAGAAAAAAUUUGAAAUCGAAAAUGUUAUAACAAAGAAACUAUCUAAUUUAUGUCUUGCAGGAUAUCGGAAUUACGAUUUGAGAAAGUACAAGUCCUUAUAUACCUUGACAGAUAAACACAAGAAGACAACUCACGUUAACACAGCAAUGAAUGGAAAAUGGCCAAAAAAAUUAAGAGAGAUUUCAUGCCUCUUUAAAGAUCAUAUGGAGGUGGGAAAGCUAUACAAGAAUUACCUUGAUGGACCAUUUAAUAUGACAGAUUAUCUAUGCAGAAAUGGUGGCGUUUUUCGUGAUUGCCUAAAUGUCGGUUUCAAAGAAGUAAUACUCCCUAAUGAAGAACAAGGAAUUCUCUCUUACAUUUUCAACUGUUUCUGACAAAGAAAAAAUUAGUAUAUUUGAAAUUUUAUUAUACAUCUGUACAAAUAAAUAUAUAACGAAAUAAAAAUUCUCAAGAAAAAUAAGUAAAAAAAAAAAUAUAUAAUUAUGUUUGGUGGCACAAGAUAGCAUAAUAACAACAUAAAAACAAAA
This is a messenger RNA of Harmonia axyridis, 892 nucleotides long. RefSeq lists its product as uncharacterized. The coding region runs from base 23 to 739 and encodes 238 amino acids. The record is from RefSeq and is a predicted model, not a curated record. Lineage: Eukaryota; Metazoa; Arthropoda; Insecta; Coleoptera; Coccinellidae. The transcript has 5 exons.